UUUUUUCCCCUUUGGUAUAUAACUCUCUCGGUGGAGGAAUGCUAGUCACCUAAUCCUUUUUUAGUUUCCACUCUCUCACAAACAACAUAACAAAAGAAAGGAAGAAAGAAGGCCAAAAAAAAAAAGAAAAAAAGAAAACAGAGUAGAACUCUCAAGCUCUUGAGAGAGAAAGAGAAAUAGAAGGAGAGAGAAACAUCAAUCAAGCAAGCGAAAAACCUUGCUCUGUUUUGUAAUGGAGAAACACAAGUGCAAGCUCUGCUUUAGAAGCUUCUCUAAUGGCAGAGCUUUAGGUGGUCACAUGAGGUCCCACAUGAUGAGUCUCCCAAUCCCUCCAAAGCUAGAAGAAGAAGACCCACCACCACCACCACCUCCGGAGACUUCCCCGGCACCGGCGGAACUUAGCGAAGAAGCCGAUUCUGCUUCAUCUUCGUCAUCAGAAGAAGCAGGGGAAAGAGAAGAAGAAGAAGGAGAAGACGAGAAAGAGCUUUACUAUGGGCUAAGAGAGAACCCAAAGAGAAGCAUUAAGUUGGUAGAUCCCGAAUUCUCCUUUGCCGUCGUCGACGCCGGCUCGGUCGUCCUCCAGGACCGAGAGAGCGAGACCGAGUCGUCUAAAAACCCGACCCGGCGGCGAUCCAAACGGACUCGUAAAUCAGCCUCGAAUUCCUCCGAUCACCACCACCAGUACUGGCAAUUCGACAAGACCCAAUUAUCAGUCCAGGAUUCGAGCUUUCCCAACACAAACAAGAAGAUCAAAUCCUCGGAGCUUUCGGAGCCGGUCAGCUCGGUCUCCGACGCGACAACCGACGAGGAUAUCGCCUUCUGCUUAAUGAUGCUCUCCAGGGACAACUGGAACAGAGAAAACGAAGAACUCGAAGAAGCCGAAGCCAAAGGAGAAGAAGAAGAUCAUGCUGAAGAGGAAGAUGAAGAUGAGAGUGAGAAUGAAUCCGAGGAGGAAUUAAAGAGUUCGAGGAAUACUAAUACUAGGACGAGGGGGAAGUACAAAUGCGAGACAUGCAGCAAGGUUUUCCGAUCUUACCAAGCUUUGGGAGGCCACAGAGCAAGCCACAAGAAGAUCAAAAUCAGCUCUUCUCCGGCUUUAGAGGAAAUUCAUGAAUCAUUGCGAGAAAAUGCAGGUUCCGUAAUAACGAAGAAAAUCCACGAGUGCCCAGUUUGUUUUCGAGUUUUCUCGUCUGGUCAAGCGCUUGGUGGUCACAAAAGAUCGCAUGUUCUUUCUGCUACUAUUACUACUACUAUUUCAGCACCAUCACCGCCAAAACCAACAAGUGCUAAGAAUCCAAGUUUUACUACUACUACUACUACUACUAAGAAAAGUUUAAACAAGCUUGGAGAUCAAAUCAGCUUGAUCGAUCUUAAUCUCCCAGCUCCAGAUGAUGAUGAUGAUGGUGAUGAUGGUGAUGAUGAGGAUGAGAUUAGCCAAAUCGAGUUCUCCGCGGUUUCCGAUGCGGAAUUCGUCAACCCCAUUAGGUAAAACCAGCAAUUUUUUUUUUUUUUGGAACAAUUUUCGGUUAUGCUUUGAUGGAUCUGUUAUUAUGAGAAAUAUUUGUUAUUUCCA
Morus notabilis is the source of this 1573-nucleotide messenger RNA. Its product is annotated as zinc finger protein ZAT9. The record is from RefSeq and is a predicted model, not a curated record. The transcript has a single exon. The coding region runs from base 233 to 1489 and encodes 418 amino acids. Lineage: Eukaryota; Viridiplantae; Streptophyta; Magnoliopsida; Rosales; Moraceae. Gene Ontology annotation, biological process: regulation of DNA-templated transcription.